UGGAAAACACUUCUCCCUGGGCAAUGUCGUGUUGUUUGGCAACGAAGAUCGGAUGAACGUGGAUGAAAACCUCGCAAAGAUCUUCUUGGAUCGGCGUGUGUACCGACUUGUGAAUGUGGCGACGAGCUGGAGGCACUAUGUGAACCACAUGCUAGAACUUCUUGCGAAACCGUUGUGUAUGCACUCUUUGUAUCUUAAGGAUGUUCGAUCGGAGCGUAGGGGUGAUAUUUUGCGGCUGCAAGGGGUGGGGGAUGCUGAACUAGAGAGGAGGAGGAAGGUGACAUUCAACGAAUUCUUCAUAGACAAUUACGAAUGUCAUGAGGAAGCACUGCGCCACUGCUUCGAGACUCUCCACAAUGAUCUGCCCCUAUCCGCUAGGAGAUUUGAUUACCUGGAUGAGACCCUGCGCUCGCUCGAAGCUUUCGGGAAACUUCUCCGGUCCGAGCCGGAGCGCCCGCUUGGGAAACUCUUCUUCAAAAACGGGGGGUGGCCAGAGUUCCAAGAAGCAAGAGCAUUGUGUCUUAACAAGCUAGAACACUUGCCCGAUUGGUUUGAUUUGCUUCCAAGCGAUUCAAGCAAAAUUGAAGACUACGUACUGAACAAUGCCACGAUCAUACUUUGCACUGCUGCUAGCUCAUUUAAUCUGCGCCGCGUCCGUGAUUUCCAGCCGUUUGAGCUCCUUGUUAUCGAUGAGGCGGCGCAGCUCAAGGAGUGCGAGUCGCUGAUACCUCUACAGCUUGGUAUCCACCGUGCUGUUCUUAUCGGUGAUGAAUGCCAGCUACCAGCGCUUGUCAAAAGCAAGCUCAGCGCUGAGGCUGGCUUUGGAAGAAGUCUGUUCGAGAGGCUGUGCUUGCUAGGACACCCGAAGCACCUCCUCGAUGUGCAGUACAGGAUGCACCCAGAAAUAAGCAAGUUCCCCAUCUCAAGUUUUUACUGUAGGAAGGUGACAGAUGGCCCCAACGUCCUUCACAGAGACUACGAGAGGAAGCUCCUGGACGGCCCAAUGUAUGGCCCCUACUCCUUCAUCAACAUCCAAGGUGGGAUCGAAAGCUCGGGCAUGCAUGGCACGAGCCUGAGCAACGCUGCUGAGGUCGCUGCGGUGACCCGGAUUGUGCAGAGAUUGUCCCAAGUUGACAUAAGAAGCAAGCUCAGCGUGGGCGUGGUAUCGCCAUACAAGGCCCAAGUCCGUGCCAUCCAGGAGAGCCUUGCUUUGGAGCACGACAAGUAUGGCGGUUUAUCCGUAAAGAUCCGAACCGUGGACGGGUUCCAGGGUGCCGAGGAGGAUGUUGUCAUCUUCUCCGCCGUGCGGGCCAAUACCCAUGGAUCGGUCGGGUUCCUCUCCGAUCAGAGGCGUACCAAUGUGGCACAAACACGGGCCAAGCAUUGCUUCUGGAUUCUUGGUGAUGCGGCUACGUUGUCGAGCAGCAGGACAAUCUGGCAGAAGAUAGUGGCCGAUGCAAAGGAAAGAGGAUGCUUCUAUGAUGGCAACGACGACAAAGACCUCUGUUCUGUGGUGAGCGUCGCGAUCAAGAAGGAUGAAGUCAACCGUCUGCUCAAGAUGGUGGAUGCUCGUCUUGGUAUAUGCAGCUCAUAAUCUUGGAAAUCCAAGACGGACUAACUAUGAACUUCUAAACGGGCAGGCAUAGGGAUGUGCACUGACCGCUGAUGCAGUUGCUAAUCUCUUUGAUCGUCAGUCGAGUACUCGCCAGAGGCCAACCGCAGGAACUUACAGAGCCAUUUUUUUCCAAAAAGGAGGAUUACCCCCGGCCUCUGCAUCAAGUGAUACACGCAGAGGAACUUACAGAGCCAUGUGCGCAGAUAACAUACUAACUCUUGGUUGGCACUUUGCUUGUUUGAGCCUGUAGGUUUCUGUUUUUGUGCAUGUAAGAUGUUCUCAGAGGAGUUUGGAGUGUGCGCAGCAGCGGUGAUAUUUCACGUGUGUGAGGUGGAACAGAAAGGAUAUUACUUAUUACCUGGUAGCUGAUUAGUUUUGGUUCUUGAUCGUAAGAGGAUGGCCAGGGUAUAAUCAUGUUGGACUAUGUAGUCUGAUUCCAGAAAUGAAAUUGAGGAGCUGAGCUCCUUUCCUUGAAAAAAAUAGUACUAAUUCCUGUGUUAUAGCGGUGAUAUGAAAGC
Molecule: messenger RNA, 2133 nt
Organism: Triticum aestivum (bread wheat)
Lineage: Eukaryota; Viridiplantae; Streptophyta; Magnoliopsida; Poales; Poaceae
Product: probable helicase MAGATAMA 3
Exons: 5
Coding region: 53-1594 (513 amino acids)
Molecular function (GO): helicase activity
Source: RefSeq, a predicted model, not a curated record